CCAUCUAGUGGCGAGCGAAGUCUAGAGAAAAUAAAAACAAUGUGAACCGAUGUUAGUUUGUAUCGCUGAUCGCAAAACGUUGUGAAAAGCUCAAGCUGAGGCUAACCAUACGUAUACAGGAUGGCUGACGAGGACUUGGCUCGGGAAAGUGAUGUUGGGAAUGAGCAUACCAAUGAGAGGCCAAUUGUUACAAGUAGAAGUAAUGAUACUACCGAUGAAAAUGGAGGAACACCAGAAUCAACAAAGAAUCAAGGUUCAUCAGAGGUUAAAGAGAUAUGGCCACUAUAUCUCGCACACACAAUGUCCUCAUGGGGAGACAGAAUGUGGAAAUUUUCCGUUGGACUAUUCCUGGUGAUAUUGUCUCAGGAAUCUUUGCGUUUAGUAGCAACGUAUGGUUUUGCAAAUGGCCUCUGCAUCCUCAUUCUCGCAGCUGUUGUUGGUGACUGGGUUGAUCGGACACCGAGACUGAAAGUCAUACGCUACUCUCUAUUCAUCAAUAACUUCACCAUCUGCAUCAAUGCGCUCAGCAUCCUUAUACUGAUGCGGUACACGGAGAUUCUCCGGGAACCGGGAAACGCAUGGGCAAUGUAUCUGUUUGAGGCUGUGAUCAUAGCUCUAGCGAUCGUCAGUCAACUGUCGUCCAUGGCAAUGCAGAUCAGUAUGCAACGUGAUUGGGUGGUUGUCAUAGUCGCCGGUAACAAGUCCAAGCUUGCAAACAUCAAUGCGUGGAUGCGUAGGAUUGAUCUGACAACCAACAUCCUCGCUCCCAUUGUCGUGGGACAGCUGAUGACGUAUGCAUCAAUAAAGAUCAGCUGCAUCGCCAUCGCUGGCUGGAACGUUGUUUCCAUGGCUGCAGAGUACUGGUUAAUAUGGAUGCUGUACAAGAGUUUCCCACAGCUGGCAGUGAAGAACCUGAGAUUGACAAAAACCAAAGUAGGCACUGAUAAUGCUGGAGCAAUUGACCCCCAGAGCGAGCCACUUCCUACACCUGAACACAAGGCUCUAAUGUCCGCUGAAGGCAGGGACAAUAAUGGCUGCUCUACUGACACGGGGGAGGCAAAGCCAUGCACUUUACAGGCAGAAGGACAGCGAGUAUCCUACAUUAAUAGCGGAGAAUCAUCGUCAGUGAAGAUUCCGUUAGAUAGACACAAAGACCAAGAGGACAGAGGCGAUUUUUCCCCAGUCGAUGACGUUCCAGCGUAUAGUGGAGGAAUCCUGGCUCUGACAACAGAUCAAGAUGAUCUACCAUACAAAGAAACUGUAGUGAAGCUGCAGAGUCGCAAAGACAAAGUUUGCUGGGGUGGAAAGUGCUCGGUGUUCGUUGCGUGGUAUAAUGCCUGGUACACGUACUUGCACCACUGUGUGGCACCAGCUGGCAUCGGGCUUGCUUUGCUCUACAUGACAGUGAUUGGCUUUGAUAGUGUAACAAUAGGUUAUGCCUACAGUCAGGGCUUAUCAGAGUCCAUGCUCAGCAUCAUGAUGGCUCUGGGAUCAGUGACAGGCAUUCUGGGGACCAUCUGUUACCCGUUCGUCCGCAGGAGAAUUGGUGUAGAGCGCACCGGCCUAUUCGCCUUCUUCUUUCAACUGAGCAUGCUGGUUAUAUGCCUGGCAUCUGUGUGGGCGCCUGGAACGCCUUUCAACCUGAGUCAUGUUGAGACGGUCACAGAGCGGAACGACUCCUUGCCCGUCCGGAAGAGCUUACGCGACAAGUCUGUUCUAAUGGGCGACAGCAGUAGUUCGUUUAACGUCAGUGAGGAAGACUACGUCUUUACGACUGCAUCACCGUCAGCCACGACUGUUGAGGGGCAGGUGGCUACCUCCAUGCCAGGCGUCAGUGUUCCAAGCGUUCAAAUUUCCAUCAUACUGUUCCUCGUGGGAACUGUUCUGUCACGAUUUGGACUGUGGCAGAUCGAUCUGUCGAUGACUCAGAUCCUGCAGGAGAACGUUAGCGAGACAGAGAUAGGCAUUGUCAACGGCGUGCAGCAUUCGCUCAACAUGUGCAUGGACAUGUUGAAGUUCAUACUAGUCAUCCUGCUGCCGAGUCCGCACCAGUUCGGCGUCCUCAUCAUCCUCUCCUUCCUGUUUGUCGCUUUCGGCUGGCUCUCAUACACCAUCUAUUCACGAAAGGUCAGAGGUCACCUGUUCCACUUUGAGAAGCUGAAGGCGUCCUGCUUGCCACCUGAGAAGCUGAACGAUGCUGUCAUGGUAACGGAGCGACAGGCGGACAUGUUCCUGUCCGAGCGCAGCUUGAAUCCCACGGCGUAGCGGUGACGCGUUGCCAUGGUAAUGCGGUUGACGUGUAAACAUCGUGUUUGUCAUUGCUUCAUGCCGUAUUACAAUGUUCACGACGUAUUUAUAUUGUAUUUAUCAUGGCUCCAUAUUACAUCUAUAAAAAACAAUAUGAAGAUCUGCCUGGUGUUGAUAAAGAUAAAGUAUGUUGUGUGUUCAUAUGGUUGUAUUAAGUAUAUGUAUAUGAUAAGAAUAUUUUUAUUUUUAAUAAUCAUAUUAUUGUAAAGUUACUUGUAUUGACCCAAUCUCAUUGCCUUUUGAUUAAAAUGGCUCAUUUAAAAGACAUCUCUCGAACAGUCUACCAAAAUCUGUCGUUCAUCGUAGUAACUUGUGCUAGAGGAAAACCCUACUAUGUCAGAAAUCUCAGCUACACACUUUGUAAUUUCUUUAUGGAACCACCUGUCCUAAUUAAUGACUGAUGUUGGUAUAAGAAUGAUUGGUGUUGAUCAAGGUAUCCCUCUGAAAUGUCACAUUGCUGGCAUGUGGCCUAAGGAAAUGGAGACAAUUGAUGAUAUCGUAAGCACGUGACACCUUGCUGGUAACAUGUGACUGUCGCUUGUGAUUGCUAGAUAUAUUUUAAAUGAUUGAAUCUAUUGAAAUCAUAACUUUUUACAAGCACUAACUGCGCAAUCUAUUGUUUAUUUAGUUGAGCAAGUUGAUUUCUAAUGUAGAAGUAUUACUACACUGCACGGUGCGCGAAACACAGUGUAUGCGUAAUUUUAUGUGUAAUAAUGAAUACCUUUUCUGACUGCAGUUAUAAUUGAGGUAACCUCAGGUGUCCAGGCUAGUGUGUGUGUGAAGGGUCUGAACAGUAAUCAUGAGCAAGCCUGGUUCUAUGUACAGGGGGACACGUGAACGCCAUGUUCGUAUACUCGAAGUAAAAGUAUUUUGAUUAUAAAUCUCCAAUAGACCAUUUGCAAGUUUUCCCAUUCAUUUACAUAUACAGGAAUACAGGAUAUAUUAUAUUAUAGCCCUUGUAAGAAGCUGCCUUAAAAAUUGUGAGUGAUUUGUAGGCAUUUCACGUGAUGUAGAUAGUUGGUGAAAUUUACAUAUCAGCCUAGCUUAGAUAUUUUGUUGUGAAUAAGUUUUUAUUUGCCAGAGCUUGAUUUGACUUAUAGGUUAUGUUAUUCAUCUUCACUGUGUAGAAUGCAAUGGGUUAAUAAGACUAGAUUUGGCUGCAAGGCUGCUGGCUGCAAGGACGCCAUUAUAUACAUUUGUCACGUGCAAGUAUUUUAAGACAAUUUUUUAAUACAAGUCUUUCACUAUGGUUAAACUGUUUGUUAAAGCUCCUUGGUAAUGCAUCGUGUGAUUGUGUCAAUAUUAUAACGUGAGAUGAUGGCCAUGGGAAGACCACUCGUGACUCGUUCACUUAUGAUAGAUAAUUCGAUUAUGAAAUUUUAUUGUUUUAGGUUAGGGCACUUUCCCUGACAGCUAUUAUGUGCCUAGCUGUACACGUGUAGGCCUUUUGCUCGGCCACUGGUUCUUACUGUGUCCUAGUGAAUCGCUCGCUACACAGCCGCCAUGAGCCGUGAUUGUAUCAAGUCGAUCUCAUUCAACUAUUGUCGUACUUAAUUGUCCGGUAAUGAUAUUUUGUGGCUGGAGAAUAAUGAAGAAAUGUCAGAAAACCUGUCUUUUUUUCAAAAGAAAAUAAAUCUUUACUUUCCCAAAACUUGGAGGCAUAACUACAGUUUGCUUUCACAAAUUAUACAGUGAUUAAAAUGAAAAGGUAUGCAUUUUACACAUCGAGAUUUAAUUAAAUAUGGCUGUUUCCAUAAAUACUUCUGUUCCUUGUGCAAAAACAGAAAGCUGUGCUUGCAUAAGUACUUACAUCAUUAUUCUGCAUUUGGAAUAAAAGCUGUGAUAUAAUUUUAUCAUAGUUUGAAGAAGGAAUUUCCCGAGUGAACUUUCACAAGACGUCAACAGUCAGUUUGAUCCUACUACUCCCCCCCCCCUCCACGCAUCUCCCUAGAAACCACGAACCGGGACACAGAU
This is a messenger RNA of Priapulus caudatus, 4281 nucleotides long. RefSeq names its product solute carrier family 40 member 1-like. Gene Ontology annotation, cellular component: membrane. The transcript has 12 exons. Bases 121 to 2265 code for a protein of 714 amino acids. Gene Ontology annotation, biological process: iron ion transmembrane transport. NCBI's taxonomy places the organism in Eukaryota, Metazoa, Priapulida, Priapulimorpha, Priapulimorphida, Priapulidae. Gene Ontology annotation, molecular function: iron ion transmembrane transporter activity. The record is from RefSeq and is a predicted model, not a curated record.